AGUCGACGUUUGACGCCGGCAGGUCGAAGUGCACGCGGUUUUUCAUCCACGUGUAGUGAACUUCCUUGUAGUUUCCGCUUUAUAAAGUCUAAUUUGAUUAUUAAUUAACGUAGAGUCUAUCUAGCAAUUGAAACAUUUGAUGUUAAUUGUGUAACAUAAACAUUGUUUCAAAUAUAUUGGAUUCCGUUGUUUCAUUUACCCAAAAAUAGAACAAAUGCCGACUGGCAUUUUGUUGUAAACAAUUUUUUUUUAUAUAAAUAUUAUAAUUCUUCGCAUGUGUAAUUCUAUCUAUUCAACAUUUGUGUUUCUACGUAUAUGUACGCAACGUCAUAUUAAAACAAGUGCAAAAUAAAUUUUGGUUCCGGUGCCAUAUUUGUGGUGUACAUUUUACUAUCAUAUAUAUAACUGUAUAACGUCAAGUGUGAAUAGUGUGUCGGAAGUAUAUCGCAUUAUAUAUCCAUCACAGAGUAUAUAAUAACAUAACAACCGCAUAUUAUUAUUCGUAUACAUAAUGUCAAUGCAUGUGUAAAAAUAUUCUGUAAUUACGCUGCAAUGUUACUUUUUCCAUGCUUGUAAAAAAAAAAUUGUAAUUUGUUCUCACUCCCACACACUGUGGCUUUAAUUCAUUUUCUUCUGAUAAACAAGUUCGAGUUUUUUUUAAGUGUAUGGAUACGUUUUAUAACAGCUAUCGAACAGUUCUGCAUGUUCAAUGUUCAUGUUUCCAACCAAUACUCCAUACGUUCGUUUAAUAUUGAAGGAAAAAAAAUAUUAAAUUUAUUUAGAAGGGGGACACAACAUACAUGUGUAUAAUAUUCAAGUGGUUAUCACUGUGUGAGAUUAUUGUAUAGAAUCCAGUUCGAUAUUUUCAUUUCUUAUUGCGUGGAAAUAUUUGUGAGCCCUGUGAAUGUAUGUGUUUCCUUCUCCAGAAUUUUAAUAUCUCAUCAAGCCGAAUCGGGUUUUGAAUUAUAAUUCGUAAACCAUCGUGCAAUUACUUCGGUCACAUAACAUACACAUAUAGCGACGAAUAUCUCAUAUAUUUGAAAAUAAAACUGAAAGAAGAAAAAAAAAUGUUACAAACACUCUUGGAUAUGCUCCGAUCAUAAUAUUCCGGUUGGUUUGUUUAGUCAGUCUCGUUUACGCCGGCAUAAGUAAUAAAACUGAAAUGAAAAUAUAACAGAAAUUUUUUCGAAUCAAGAAAAGAGAAGAAAAAAAUUUAAAAAUUUCGUUUUUUAAAACGUCGAUGCCAAGUUUGUUUCAUUGGAGAUUGAUGAGUAAAAAAAAAGAUUUUUUUUAUAUUAUAUAUUAACAUCGUGUGAUUAAAACAUCGGUUAAAUGAACUCAAAAUGGAAUCAACGAAAUUUGAUAUAUUUAGUCAUGUGAAUUGUGCAUUCGAUUUAAUGUUAUAAGCCAAAGUCAGAUAACAACACUUUUUUAGUUCCUUACAGCAUGGAAUAGUAAGGGACUAAAUUUUAAAUAAAUUCAAAGAAAAUUCUAAUUGUGGCUUCUUCUUUCGUCUGAUUUUGUUUAAAUUGAAAAUAAAUAAAAAAGGAAAACUGAAGAGAAAAAAAAAAUUGUGUUUUGUUUACGUUUAUUUUUGUUUGUCAACGUAAACUGUUCUUCCAAAUUCAUAACAACUUAUACCAAAAAAAAUUGUAUGAAUUAUAAUUUCAUUUUAAUUUCGAUGAUUCGAAUUCAUCGGUGGGUGCAUCCGAAUACAAUAUAAAAUAAAAAGCUAUAUGUCGAAUACAUGCACAACAAUGUAUUUACUGGUUGCAUUGAAUCGUGAUUAUUAUAGAUUCAUUCAGAAAUAAUUUUUUGUCGUUUGUUAAUAAUCGUUUAGUUGUCGCAACCAGUGCUCAUUUACAUAGUAAAACAGUGAAUCAACGUGUGAUUUUUUGUUGUGUGUUUGAUGUAAAACAUAUAUUAAAAGCAUCACAUGGAAGUUUGAUUAAAAAUAAGUAACAACAAAAAAUUUAAGUUUUUAAUCGAAUAACGAUAAAUUUUGAUAUAAAAAGUGUUCAUUUCGGGAGGCACGGACACACACACAUCCGAGUCCUUCAAGUGGAAACAAAACCAAAUUGAAAAUACAACAGAAAUAUAAAAAAAAUAUUAUUAAGUGCAUGCGAUUUGUGAGCUCAAAGUUAUUAUAUUAAAAAAAAUAUAAAAUUGAUAGUGUGGCAUUUUUACCGGUUUUGUAAAUAAAAUAAAAUAAAACAAAACAAAACAAAAAAUUAACGCAAUUUUGCAUCACAUUCUAAUUGGAUUAUCGUUUUAAAAUCACCCAACAAUAAUGGAUAUAUUGCCGAGUGGAAAUAUAUUCCGAGAACUUCAGGAUAUACACGAUACAGGAUAUUUUUCGUCACAGGCUUCCAUAGAGGAUCAGUGGCAACAGACAUGCUACGAAAUGGAACGAUAUCUAAAAGACGAACCAAAAUUACAUUCAUAUAAAAAACUGUCAGCUGAAAUAGAUACACCGUGGGAUUUGUUCGCAACACCUUCACGAAUACUAGAAGAACUGAAUUAUAACGAACAUAAUUUAGAUUCCCUAUCAACCAGUUCAAUGUCUUCAGCAUGUUCGGGUGUAUCUUGGGAUAGUUCAUUAAGUUGUGCUGUGGUAGUGAAAAAGGAAAAAAUCGAAGACGACGAAGAUAAUUCGGACAGCUGUGAAGAGAAACUAGAACAUAAUUUUAGUAAAAUUCCGAUACAAAUUAAAACUGAAAAUGCAAUUGAACUGCGGUUGCUAGCGAGAACGGGGGAAUUACUACCGACGCUAACACCACCCUCGUCACCUGAAUCGAUACGAACGGCUGAAGCGGAAUUGGCGCUAUUAGGGCACCAAGGAAUCUUCAAAGUAUCUUCAUCGAGUCACCUCCCACGUAGUGCCAUUGUAAGACUGACAACUGCCGGAAAAAAUUCGGUCAGUGUAACCCGAUAUAUUCAGGUCAGCCAAAAUAUUCCAUCAGCGUUAACACAUAGAACGACAACGGAUUUAUCACCUUCGUCAGUUACAAGUAAACAUCACCAAAGACAACAUGAUCACAGUCCUGAUUCCAAAAGGAGGAUACACAAAUGUCAGUUUUUAGGAUGCAAAAAAGUGUACACGAAAAGUUCGCAUCUGAAAGCACACCAGAGAACGCAUACAGGCGAAAAACCGUACAAGUGUUCGUGGGAGGGCUGCGAAUGGCGGUUCGCUAGAAGCGAUGAACUGACACGACAUUACAGGAAACAUACAGGUGCUAAGCCAUUUAAAUGUCGUCACUGUGAUCGAUGCUUUUCUAGAUCCGAUCAUUUGGCACUACAUAUGAAACGUCACGUGUAAUGGUAUCUAUAAAUUGUAAUAAUUGAUUUUCUUUAGACGAUAAAAAUAACCUAAACAAAAUUAGGCCAAUUUGUGAGGUGAUAAGAAGAAGAAGAGAAACACAAAGAAAAUUGUUCUUUAAAAUAUUACUAGAAGAUAUCAUCAUCUUUUUUAUAUCUGUGAAUGUUUAAAUUUUACAAUCUUUACGUUUUUUGUAUUUGUACCUCCACCAUUAAAUAAAUAAAUAAAUAAAUGAUGGUCCGUUCAAAAUGUUUAAACAAUGAAGAAGAGGAAAAAAAAAUAAGAAACAAAAAUGAUGAAAACUUGUAUAAGAUUGGAAUACAGGAGACUACUUACACGUAAAACAUCACUGCCAACAAAGGGUAUGUAGAACUUCGAUAGGGGCCAGUUAUUUUUUGUUUUAUUUUGCUUUUAAUUUUUAGUACCUAUAAGGAGAUUUUAUUAAAAAAAAAAUUUGCAUUAGUUUGCGUGUUAAAAAUGAUCAAUAUUUGUUCAUUAAGAAGUGUUUUGUUUUUAUUAAAUGCAGAAACGGUAAAUUCAUAACAAAAGUCAUGAAAAUACAAAACAAAUUAAAUUAAAUGAAAAAUAAAAGAAGCAAACAAAAACACUACAACGUUACCAUAAACAAAACGAGAUAAAAGUAAUAGCAAUUAAUGAAGAAAAAAAAAAGAAUUAUUUUUGUUACCGACUAAAGUUUUUUUUAGAUUUAGUAAACAACACUGUGAUUCAGUAUAUAAUUUUCUAUUUAACGAAUUAAAUAUUUUCCAACUUUUUAAAACAAAACGUCAAUAUUAUCACACUUUUUUGUGCACGCAAAUUUCUAGUUUACUAAGGAUUACCAGCAUUAUUUUGAAGGUUUGAACUGUGCAGUUUUUUCUUAUUAUAGUCAAUCGAUUAUUUUUAUGACACAUUUCUGUAGUAAAAAGACAAGGUCUGAUGCGAAACACUCAACUCACACAAAGUAUGUAAUAUUGGUUGUUUUGCGCUGUCUGCGGCAACGCUGUGAUCGAAACCCCUAUUACACCAGCUACAUUGAAAUUUAUGAGUGUUUUGCUACCAUUCCAUCUAUUUUUGGGAAACAAUUUCUUUGAAUUGGUUUCAAUUUCUUUAAUCUUUGACACAGUUCAUUUAUAGAUACUUCCGAAAAUAUAAAGUGUUACAAAGGUACAAUUAUCACAAGAAAGCUCCGGUAACCUAUGGUUUUACCAUAGCAAGUUGCAUAUUGUACCAUUGCAACAGACAAAUGCAUUUUAGAUUUCCCUCUCCCAUAAAUCCAGAUUUUAUUUACAUCAAAAUUCGUUUCGAGACAUUUGACCUGUAAUCUCAAGCAGAAAAAAUAGUGUUACAUCCUUAGUAAACUAACGAAUUCAAAAAUAGACAGGAAAGAAAACAAUGCGACUCUUUUUUUUCAUUAGACAUUAAUGUUAUUCUCGUUCACGGGUAUUAUUUCCCCGAAUAAAACCUAAUACCAAAAAUAAAUUCCAUAGUUUUCAAAGCGAAAUUUAUGUAACCAUCAUAACAAGUACCUAAAUGUGUAAAUAACUAGGAAUUUUCUAAUGGUUAAGAAUAUUCGAUUAACAAAAAAAAUAUAAACCAUUGCUAAUUGGAACAGUACCGAAGUUAUGUCUCAUUGCAUCGAAAAUAUCACUACUCAGACUGUUGGUAUGGAAAAAGGAAUUUGGCCACCACUACAUCAUCAUUGUUAAAUUAACAAUUUUAAUAACAAACUUAUUUGAAUCUUUCUUUGCCGACACUCAGUAUUUUGUGUAUCAAUUUUAGUAGAACAAUUAAAGCUCUUCUAAACUCGUAACACACUCCGUCCAUAGAAUAAUGCGAAACGACGCGUAACUUUGUACAGUUCGUACAAUCUGAUCAAUCAAGCUUAAAAUCACUCCGUUCAUCUUCUCUAUUUCAUUCAGUAAAGUUGUUUGAACAUUUUUUUAGAGUUUCAUUGCGUUUGAUCUUCAUUCAAUUUCCAAUACAAUGCACCGAUAGACUUCAUGUCUACUUUCGAAUGUAUCAAUAAAACCAUCGAUAGAAAUUCUUCUGAUAUCGGUAUCGGUGUUCAAUUCUCUAGGGAACAAGUAUCACCUAAUGUGUUAACUGUUCA
Molecule: messenger RNA, 5429 nt
Organism: Bradysia coprophila
Lineage: Eukaryota; Metazoa; Arthropoda; Insecta; Diptera; Sciaridae
Product: Krueppel-like factor luna
Biological process (GO): regulation of transcription by RNA polymerase II
Molecular function (GO): DNA-binding transcription factor activity, RNA polymerase II-specific; RNA polymerase II cis-regulatory region sequence-specific DNA binding
Source: RefSeq, a predicted model, not a curated record